CGUUUGAUAAUGACAGUCCAGCAAGCUGUCUGCUGUGUGUCUAAUUUAUUACACGCUGUCUUUGAUCAUUAUAUCUAUCUGUAGCUUUUUUUAUCAGCCAUUUUACAAUAGCCAAAUGAACCGUCCGUUACCGUUAGAGAACAACAGUUGAUACUCAGAAAUGGCAGACGAUGAAAUUGAUUACAAUAUCGUGUUUCCAGAUGCGGCGACAUCGGAGAGAUACUGGCAGGGGACAAAGGAGCCAGUUGUGAUUCUGUUGGGCUGGGCUGGCUGCAAAGACAAACACCUCUGCAAAUACAGCUCCAUCUACAAUGAACAGGGAUGUGUCACCAUCCGCUACACGGCCCCCCUGAAGACGGUAUUCAUCUCAGAGUCGUUUGGCUAUAAGGAGCUGAGCAGCACGGCCCUCAAGUUGCUGGAGAUCCUCUAUGAUUAUGAGGUGGAAAACAGUCCUAUUUUCUUUCACAUAUUCAGUAACGGUGGCUUCAUGCUCUAUCGUUACAUCAUAGAUUUGUUGCACAAUGACAAACAGUUCAGUUCAUUGCGUGUGAUUGGGGCCUUAGUGGACAGUGCCCCAGGUAGUGGGAAUGUUCGCGGGGCCCUGCGUGCACUGGCGGCCACCCUGGGGCCCAAAAUAACACCCGUAUUAAGGUACGUCCUCUUAGCCCUUUUCGCAGUGACUGUUUUUCUUUUGCGAGUCGUUCUGUACCCGUUGACCAAGUACAUCCACAAGAACCACUACGACGCGGUGCAGGAGAAGCCGCCUGCCUGGCCUCAUUUCUACCUGUACUCCAGAGCUGACCAGGUGAUCCGGCACAAGGACAUCGAGGUGUUCGUGGAGACCCUAAAGCGGAAAGGGGUCCCCGUGGACAGUUUUGAUUUUGUUUCCAGUCCCCAUGUCGGUCAUUUGCGGGAAUUUCCUGAGCAAUAUGCACUUAAGUGCCGUGAUUUCCUGGUUGCUUGCAUGAAGGAAUUGGUGGGGACUGACAAACAGAAGAGACAGAGGAUUCCAGAUCAAUAAAACUUAGGAGAUAAGAUUUCGCUUACCCUCUGUUAAUCACAAAACUUGGUUUUUCGUAGUGGUCUGAAAAAUCAGUUAAAAUGAGGCGGGAGGUUUUUUGCAAAACGGCUUGAAUUUGAACAGAACAUCUCGCAGGUUUUUCCGUCUUCGGGCACAUAAUAGGAAAAGUCCACUGAUUUGGUCUAGGUUUACUGAUCCAUGUCUAGAAACAACGUCAGCCGUAUAUAACACUAUAAUUAUAAUAAUAAUAAUAACUGUGGAACAAAGACCUAAUUCUGCCUACUCAAAUUCUUGCAACAUUCAUAACACUUGUGAAUAACAAUACAAGCAAUUGCUUUACACUGGUAUUUAAUAUUGCUGUGAAAUGUGAUGCAUUGUAUAUUAGAAGUAGUGAGUCUAAAACUCAGGCUCGGUAUUGGAUAUUAAUAGUUAGUAUCUUCUAUUUAUAACAUUUGCAAUGUGUUUAUGGUUGUAAUCUAACAAGUGUCAUUGAAAUAAGAUCACAAGGGUGCUAUGAUGAAGGCAACAGUAAGAAAUUAAUGUUUUUUUAUAAAAUAAAAUAAAGUCUAAUUUGUUGCCUUAAUCAGCAAAUGCCUUUUGUCCAGAAAUUGUAGAAUACUCAGCUCUAAUAUGUGAUUGACAAUGAAUGUAUAUGUUCAGCACAGCUACUGUGUUCUUAAUUAACGGAUGUGCCUUCAAUAAACUAGAAUGCUCAUA
This is a messenger RNA of Trematomus bernacchii (emerald rockcod), 1738 nucleotides long. RefSeq names its product transmembrane protein 53 (gene tmem53). Bases 161 to 1021 code for a protein of 286 amino acids. The record is from RefSeq and is a predicted model, not a curated record. The transcript has 3 exons. Lineage: Eukaryota; Metazoa; Chordata; Actinopteri; Perciformes; Nototheniidae.